Messenger RNA from Xiphophorus maculatus (southern platyfish), 1870 nucleotides. It is a transcript of the gene rab6bb, whose product is annotated as ras-related protein Rab-6B-like. Gene Ontology annotation, molecular function: GTPase activity; GTP binding. The transcript has 8 exons. The record is from RefSeq and is a predicted model, not a curated record. NCBI's taxonomy places the organism in Eukaryota, Metazoa, Chordata, Actinopteri, Cyprinodontiformes, Poeciliidae. The coding region runs from base 178 to 804 and encodes 208 amino acids.
CACGCUACCUAAACUGACAGGACGACGCCGAGCUGCAUUCCCACCAUUCUGUGAGGAGAGGAGGAUCCUGCUGCGCACCCAUAGCCCAGAGAGAGACGCAGGCCGAUAAAGAAGAACAAUAUACAUAAAAUACAUAUUUUUUUUAAAAAAUCUAAGUUAGGCUUUUUAUCUGCCACCAUGUCAGCCGGAGGAGAUUUGGGGAAUCCCCUGAGGAAAUUUAAACUCGUGUUUUUGGGAGAGCAAAGCGUGGGGAAAACAUCUCUCAUCACCAGAUUCAUGUAUGACAGUUUUGACAACACAUAUCAGGCAACCAUUGGAAUUGACUUCCUCUCUAAGACCAUGUACCUGGAAGACCGGACAGUAAGACUGCAGCUGUGGGACACAGCUGGACAGGAGCGUUUCAGGAGCCUCAUUCCCAGCUACAUUCGGGACUCUACAGUGGCAGUGGUUGUCUAUGACAUUACAAACGUAAAUUCGUUCCAGCAGACCUGCAAAUGGAUCGACGACGUCAGGACGGAGAGAGGAAGUGAUGUGAUCAUCAUGCUCGUGGGCAACAAGACAGAUCUGGAGGAGAAGAGGCAAAUCACGAUCGAGGAAGGAGAGCAGAGAGCCAAGGAGUUGAACGUCAUGUUCAUCGAGACCAGUGCCAAGACAGGCUCCAAUGUCAAACAGCUGUUUCGUCGAGUCGCGGCCGCCCUACCUGGGAUGGAAAGUCUGGAUGACGCAAACCCCGAAGGCAUGAUUGACAUCAAGCUGGACAAACCAGCAGAGCCCACCGUCCCGGAGGGCGGCUGUUCGUGUUAAUGCAGAGCUGUUUCUGGAUGGCUCCCCUCACACCAUAGGCUUGUUGUGUUACUUUAUACUGGCUAGCUUCCAGUUGACUUCUCUAAUUGGAUAUAGGAGCCAGACCUUGUAUCUGAUUGGACAAAUCAAAUGUUAUCUUUCAGUCUUGUUCAGUUGUAAGAUAUUGUAUACUUUGUCAAUAUGUAAGACUGGAGGAGGAGAAAAAAACAAACAAGAAAAAAAAAACAUGUUGCGUUGAAGAGGAACAACUAAAGAAGAAACAUUGUGGGAAGAAAAAGAAAAAGAAAAAAAAAUAGAGAAAAAUGGGCGACCAACAGAGUUCUUUUCGCUGUUAUGUUUUGUAUUUUUUAUAAAUAAAAAGGGAAAGCACCAAAAAUGAUGCCUAAACACGGAAGGGGAAAACGUCGGAGGGCCGGCUGUUUCUUUUGAUGGCCGAACACGUCUGAAUGUCUGCAGCACGCAUGCACGCUGAUCUGUUCUUUGACCUUUGACCUGCCCUCCAAGGUCUCUGUGCUCUGGAAGGAGCCAGAACAUCUUAGAAUGUUUUAUAGCAUCUCUCUAUAGCAUCUCAUGACAAAACAUCUCUCAUUUGAUAUUCCCCACAAGGGUCAAACAACCAGUAGGUUCACCUAACAGUAGCUGUGAAAAUGUGGCACUCUUUCUCUCUCUCUCUAUCUAUCUCUCUAUCUAUCUCACUCUUUCACACUCUCUUUUGCUCUCUCUUUCUCUUUUAUAGAACAAACUGUACUGCGGUAAGAAAAAGAUAAUAAAAAAGAGCUAAUAAUACAGACAGCUUACUGUUACAACCCCCUGUCCCACCAAAUUACCCUUCGCCGUUCCUCUUUUCCUCCCUCUGCCUCUCUCCUGUCAGUCUCCCCGUCCUCCCAUCCCGGUAAUACACAUAUAACAAUCCACUGUAAUGCACUGCACUGUAUAUAAUAAUGUAAUAUGUAUGUUGUGAACGUCCCUCUGUAGAAGUGGUCCUUGUUCACCAGUAUGAAUAAUGUAAUAAUGUUUAAUGAUUAAUAAAUUACAGAUUAAAGGGCUUCACUCUCCUAACCAUCUA